AUGUCAGGUCAGAUGAGGCGGCUCAUGAAGCAGCGACAGACCAGUCGCUACUAUCGGGGCCAACCACAACAGCAGUCACAACAGCGUCGUAGAGAUGAUGCUGACGAGAGAAGUACUGUACGGGCACACAAACGGACCCGUGGAGAAGAAGGUAUGCAGACAACUCCUAAAAAUGGGGAGGAGGAGGUUGAACGGCUGGGAAUUAUUCCCAAAGUCACCCUUGAUGAGAUGGGUGGGCUCGAAAAGGAGAUCCCUAUUAUUAAGGAGCUGAUUGAGUUGCCUAUUCGCUCUCCGCAUCUGUUUAGUCGCCUUGGGGCAGAUCCUCCCUGUGGUGUGCUGCUCCAUGGCCCCCCUGGCUGUGGUAAAACCAAAUUGGUGCAUGCAAUUGCCGGUUCACUACAGGCACCAUUGUUUUUUGUGGCGGCACCAGAAAUUGUAUCCGGCAUCAGUGGUGACAGUGAGGCGAAGUUGCGCAAUCUUUUCAUGGACGCUAUCAGCGCGGCACCGAGUAUUGUGUUUAUUGAUGAAAUUGACACCAUUGCAGGACGUCGGGACCAGACGCAACGUGGCAUGGAGGGUCGCAUUGUCGGGCAACUGCUCUCUUGCAUGGAUCAAGUGUCACGGGCUUGGCGGCAGGAGAACAAAGUCGUCUGUGUGAUGGGGGCGACAAACCGGCCAGAGGCGAUUGAUACUGCCCUGCGACGCGCAGGUCGAUUUGACCGUGAAAUUUCCCUAGGCAUUCCAACCAUAGCCGAGCGACAGAGUAUUUUAAACAUCAUCUGUCAGAAACUGCAUGUCGCAUCGGAUAUGGAUUUUUUUGAGCUUGCGAAUAUGACGCCUGGAUACGUUGGGGCAGACCUUCACCUUUUAGUGAAAGAGGCCUGCAUUUUAGCUAUUCGUCGCAAGUAUACUGAGCUGGAGAAAGCAGGAGAGCUUGAAAACCCCAACGCGGAAGCGCUCAUGUCUUUUACAGUCACCUUUGAGGAGAUGAAGGAGGCCACAAGGCGAGUUCAGCCAAGUGCCAUGCGAGAGGGAUUCACCACAAUUCCCAAUGUUACCUGGAAUGACAUUGGCGCCUUGGAAGACGUACGUGAGGAGCUUUUCACGAGUAUUUUGCAACCUAUUCGCGCGCCCAGGUUGCACAGACGCUUUGGUUUGGAUCACCCUGUGGGUGUGCUCCUGUACGGUCCCCCCGGCUGUGGAAAGACUCUUGUAGCAAAGGCAAUUGCGAACCAGUCAGGCGCCAACUUUAUCUCUAUUAAGGGACCCGAACUGUUAAACAAGUUUGUUGGUGAAAGUGAGCGGAGUGUUCGAAUGGUGUUUGCUCGUGGGCGUGCAAGCGCACCGUGUGUAUUGUUUUUUGAUGAGUUGGACGCGCUUGCGCCUCGUCGUGGAUCAGAUCGUGCCAACCCAAGUAGCGAGCGUGUCGUGAAUCAACUGUUGACAGAAAUGGACGGGAUCGAGGGGCGAGAGGAUGUGUACGUUAUUGCUGCGACAAAUCGACCUGACAUGAUUGAUCCCGCCAUGCUGCGUCCAGGGCGUCUUGACAAACUGCUUUAUGUGCCACUUCCCUCCUUCGAACAGCGUGCCUCCAUCCUGGCGACACACGCUCGUCGCUACCCGAUUGACGCCUCGGUGGACCUCAACCGCAUUGCUCAUGACCCACGACUGCAAGGGUUCAGUGGGGCGGACCUCGCGGCUCUCGUGCGGGAGGCAUCGCUGCACGCCCUUAAAAAGUUGUACCAUGCCUCUACUGCAGAGGAGCUUGACUCAGUGGAGCGUAACCUCAGUGAGGAAACCUGCGAGAAAACCCUGCUGCCGUCCGUGUGUGGCGACGAUUUUGAGGCAGGUCUGCAGAAGGUGCGACCCUCUGUCACUGCGGAGGAUCGGGAGAGCUAUGAGUUACUCCAUCGGCAAAUCAUACAGUCGGCGAAGGCUACGGGCUAA
Messenger RNA from Trypanosoma rangeli, 1947 nucleotides. RefSeq names its product putative vesicular transport protein. The record is from RefSeq and is a predicted model, not a curated record. Gene Ontology annotation, cellular component: nucleus. Gene Ontology annotation, molecular function: RNA binding; ATP binding; preribosome binding. Bases 1 to 1947 code for a protein of 648 amino acids. Gene Ontology annotation, biological process: ribosome biogenesis. Lineage: Eukaryota; Euglenozoa; Kinetoplastea; Trypanosomatida; Trypanosomatidae. The transcript has a single exon.